This is a messenger RNA of Ixodes scapularis (black-legged tick), 507 nucleotides long. Its product is annotated as calmodulin-beta-like. The transcript is spliced from 2 exons. The record is from RefSeq and is a predicted model, not a curated record. Gene Ontology annotation, molecular function: calcium ion binding. Lineage: Eukaryota; Metazoa; Arthropoda; Arachnida; Ixodida; Ixodidae. Bases 1 to 507 code for a protein of 168 amino acids. Gene Ontology annotation, cellular component: myosin II complex.
AUGGAGCCGAGACUGCGCACCGGUCGUUCUACGCAACCGGAGUCUCACAGGGAGGGUCCUCAGCAGGACAAGCGCCAGCUUACUGAGGAGGAGAUCACGGAGUUCCGGGAGGCCUUCACCCUGUUCGACAAGGAGAGCAGCGGAGCCAUCAAGGCUUCGGACUUGGGCACCGUCAUGCGCUCCCUAGGUUACAGCCCCACCGAGGCGGAUAUUAAGGACAUUUUGGGUACCGACAGCCGUGAGUACAUCGACUUCCCAGAGUUCCUGACCAUCAUGGCCAAAAACGUCCGCGCCCUGGACACCGAGGAGGAGAUUCUGGAGGCCUUCAAAGUCUUCGACCGCAACGGCGACGGCUUCGUGAGCACGGCCGAGCUCCGUCACGUGAUGACCACGCUAGGCGAGAAGUUGACGCACGAAGAAGUGGACGAGAUGAUCCGCGAGGCCGACCGCGACGGCGACGGACAGAUCAACUACGACGAGUUCGUCGCCAUGAUGACCUCCAAGUGA